Messenger RNA from Drosophila guanche, 477 nucleotides. RefSeq lists its product as uncharacterized. The transcript has 2 exons. Lineage: Eukaryota; Metazoa; Arthropoda; Insecta; Diptera; Drosophilidae. The record is from RefSeq and is a predicted model, not a curated record. The coding region runs from base 1 to 426 and encodes 141 amino acids.
AUGUAUGGUAGCCUCGAUGCCCGAUCAUCGGACCAAGUAGCCCGAAAGCAGGAAAAGAAGCUCAAGAAGGCCAAGAAGCCCAAGAAGGCCAAGAAGCCCAAGGAGCCCAAGUAUCCCAAGAAGCGCAAGGAUCCCAAGAAGCGCAAGUAUCCCAAGAAGCGCAAGUAUCCCAAGAAGCCCAUCGACGGCGUGGCAGAUACACAGCAGAAGAAAAACACGCAGGCCGAUUGCAUCUGCAACCGUGAAAGAAAGGUCUACAAAUGUGGCGCCUGUACCCGCUUCGUGACUGGACGCGUUGCCAAGGUGUGUGCCGUCCAUCCUUCGGAGAUAUGUUCGAUGGACCUUCGUGGGUGUCCCCAUUGUGGCUUCAAGUUCUUAACCCAGACCCUUUACAAAGUGGACGACGAGCAGGAUCAAUUGCAGUAGAUGGAGCCGCAUAAGCGGAGAUACAUUAUAAGUGUUUCAAUAAUUAUUAAA